Messenger RNA from Rotaria sordida, 1272 nucleotides. Lineage: Eukaryota; Metazoa; Rotifera; Eurotatoria; Philodinida; Philodinidae. The record is from the annotation of a GenBank genome assembly.
AUGUUGUCAGAUUUAAUAACAUCUCUUUCAUCAAAUCCAUAUUUUGGUGCUGGUGCUGGUCUAAUUGGUAUAGGUACAGCAUUAGCUAUACUUCGUCGUUCAUCUCAAUAUGGUUUAAUAUUUUUUCGUCGUCAAUUUAUGAUAACACUUGAAGUUCCUAAUAAUGAUAUAAGUUAUACAUGGUUAUUGCAAUGGAUAUCACAUCAAUUACGUGAUUCAAGUCGUCAUUUAAGUGCUCGUACAACAUUAAUAAAAAGUGAUGAACCAUCAUCACGUAUUCAAGCAUCAUAUACAUUUGUUCCAUCAGUUGGUACACAUUAUUUUCAUUAUAAAGGAAAAUUUAUUAAAGUUGAACGUACACGUGAACAAAUGAUUAAUUCUGGUGUACCAUUUGAAUCUGUUCAAUUAACUGCAUUUGGACAAAAUCGACAAUUUUAUAUUGAUAUGUUGGAAAAAGCACGUGAUGCUGCAUUAUUAGCUAAUGAAGGGAAAACACUUGUUUAUGUUCCAACAAUUAAUGAAUGGCGUCUGUUUGGUCAUCCAAGACGAAAAAGACCGUUGAAUUCAGUUGUACUCGACAAAGGAAUUCUUGAAAAUUUAAUAAAUGAUGUUGAACAUUUCCUUUCAAAUCCAUUAUGGUAUAUUGAUCGUGGUAUACCUUAUCGACGUGGUUAUCUUUUAUUUGGUCCACCUGGUUCUGGAAAAACAUCAGCUAUUACGGCUCUUGCAGGACAUUUUGAUUUAAGUAUUAGUACACUUAAUUUAAGUCAAGGUACAAUGACUGAUGAUCGUCUUCAACAAUUAUUAAGUAAUGUACCUGAAGAAAGUAUUAUUUUAUUAGAAGAUAUUGAUGCAGCAACAGUUGGUAGACAUUAUGAAAAAGAUGAUGCUAUACGAUAUCAAGGCAUGAAACCACUAACAUUGAGUGGUUUAUUAAAUGCACUUGAUGGAGUUAUUUCAACUGAAGGUAGAAUUAUUUUUAUGACAACUAAUUUUAUUGAACGUCUUGAUCCAGCAUUGAUUCGUCCUGGUCGAGUUGAUUAUAAACAAUAUAUAGGUCAUUUAACACCAUAUCAAGUUGAACGUAUGCUAAUUCGUUUCUUUCCUCAAUCAACUCGUAAUGAAAUUAAUCAAUUUCUAAAUGAAAUCGAACGUUUAACAGAUAAUUAUUCAAAAGAAUUAAGUGCAGCACAAUUACAAGGAUUUUUUAUGUAUUAUAAAGAUUCUAUAAAACAUGUUUUUGAUAAUAUUAAUCAAUUAUAUUAUUUAUAA